GUUGAGUCAGUGAUGGGGGAAACAGAACUUAACAUUAUCAAGGCUGUGAUCUGUGGAAUAUAGCCCAAUAGGGAGUAGUGCAGUAUAAUCAUAAUAUAGAUACAGAAUGGAAUAUCACUGUGUAAUAUUUUAAAUAUCACACCAAUACACUUGGAUAUUGAUAACCAUCAAGAAAAUUCAAUUUGUAGGAUGAAGUUACAUGAAUUAGAUCAUAAAAUCACCAAAAUUUAGCAUCCCAGUUAAACAUACCACGGAUUAUUAGGAUUAGGCUGUUAUCAUGUUAUAGCCAGGUUUUGUAUAAUGUUACCUUACACUUGUGAAUAUAGACAAGUUAUCUGAUCCUGUGCCAAGUUAGGCUACUAUAGUGUAAUACCUGGAUGUACUGAGUCUAUACAUGCUGCAUACACAGUGAGCCUUAUCAUUUAAUUAGACCUACAAUUUGGAGUCCCUCUAAGCAAUGUAAAGCUCAUAGUAGAGUGUUCUACAAUAUGUAUGGAGUCGUGGAAAAUCGGCAAGCUUUGAUAGCUGAUAGUAGGAAACGUUCAGGAAGUAAUGCCGGCGAUUUAGAUGACGAAAAAAAUCAGGCACUAAAUUCUUUAAGACAGAACUAUGAGAACUCCGAUGAUGAGGGGCUCAAUAUGUUACACCCUCAAGAGGCUUAUUCCGUGAAUAUACGUGAUCUGAAAAGUCGUUUUCAAACUGGUGGCAGUGGUGGUGGAGAUACCAGGUACCUGUCCAAUCAGCCUACAGGUAGAGCCACUAAGCCUUUACAACCAGUGCAGAAUACACGCACAGAUAUCAAUACCAAUAUGAAUGUCAACUCGAGGAAUUCACCGGAGACCAAACGUAAACGAGUUCCAGAUAAUGAACGUGGUAGGCAAGCUAAAAGGGAUAACAAUACUGUUAAUAAUUCUGAUGACUUUAAGGAAACUUCUCACGUUCAAAGGUUUAAUCGUACACGUGCAUUAUUUCACAUGAUGGAACAGGAGAAUAAAUCUAAACCUGUUAAGAACUAUACAAUUAGCUCAGGUAGAUCAGCCUCCCAUUCUCCAUCCCCGGCUACAACCCCAGUCAGGUCCCCCACACCCCCUGUUACCCCACCCCCAAGGGCUGUCUCCCCAUCCCCUAAGGAGAAGUCACGCUCGCGAUCAGCAUCUGACGAAACAGACCCCCUUAUUACAAACAAUCUAGGUCGCACAUCUUCAACUGGUGCUAUAAACGAGGACAUAUCUAGCUACAAACCAAAGGCAUUUGCAGACCCAACUAGUUACUUAUCAGGAGGUUAUCGUAGUAAAUCUGAAUGGGACUUGCCUAAACAACAAUCAGAAAACGAAUUAGAAAACGACGUAGUCAUGUUGCCAAUGAAAAACCGUCGUGCAUUAUUUGAGCAAAAAGCUGUAGGGAAUUAUUCCACUAAUAAAACACCUGCAAAAACAUUUACAAAACCACCAAAUAGGUUUAUUAAAGAUGCAAAAGAAGAGGAACAAACACGUCACAAGGCCGCUGCGGAGCCAGAAAGUACACGUCCACGAUCUGGCUCUGAUACACGGCCUCGUUAUGGCUCGGACCCUGAAAGAUUCCGUCGACGUACAGAUUCGACAAAUUCCUCAGGGCCAGAAUCCCCCCGCCCAGAUAUAAAACCUGUCAUGUCAGAUGUUAUAUUCAAGCCAAAAACUGAAACAGAGACUAAAACUAAAAAAGUUGAGAAAACUUUUCAGAAACCUGUAGAAAACAAUGCAAGGCCGUUGUUAAGGCGACGGAAGGAAAAACAUGAAGAAGAAGAACGUCAGGAAAAUGAACGAAGGAAAAGCCGGGAAGAGAUUGCUGAAAAUGAACGGCGGAAAAGUCGAGAAGAAUUUGCUGAAAAUGAACGACGGAAAAGCAGGGAAGAAAGUGCUGAGCAAGCAGCAAUCACAAAUGGUCAUGUGACCACAAAAGAGCCAGCAUUGGCAUCUCGAGAGAAGCGCCUCAGUAAGGAAGACAUCCAAAGCUCAAUUAACAAAGCGGAUGACUACUGGAAAAGCAACUAUGGUGAAGAUCCAGAAGAUAUUGACAUAGUGGCUCUACUGGCCAAGCGUCGAGCUGAGCGUCAAACUAGUGCAGUAAGUCAGUCGACAACUGAAUCAGUGAGCUCAGAUGAUGAAGGAGGACUUGGAUCCUAUAGUUUCAAUGAUGAACUAACCCCAGAAACUCCAGUCAAAUCUACCAGGCCAACAAGACUGGGCAGCCUGGGAGAUAGCAAACCAGAUACAAUAGACUCAGGGCUUGGGUCAUAUAGGAACAGUUCUAGUAGUGCUGACAUGCUAAACCAAGAGACAGAUGAUCCUUUAUCACCUAUGCUUUCUCCAACUGUGGAAAGCAAGGCGAGCAUAUCAUUAAAGAUGUCCAAGUCAGAGCCUGAGCCUCCAACUAGUCCCACAAUUAGACAGACAUUCAAGAUACCUAGCCCAGAGCCUGCAGAGACAGGGGAGUUGCCUAGCGUUGGUUUAAGCCCAGUUGUAGAACAAAUCACCCCUAGUACACCAGAGGACCCACCUUCCUAUAACAGCUUUCGAACAAGUGUGGAUAACAAAGUGGAUGAACAAGUGGCCAGCUACAGGGAGUACCUUGCACAACAGCACCCUGAAGUUAGAGAUUUCCUCAACGAAAAGGAUGAUGAUAGCCCCUUCAUCAAUCAGCAACUUGAAGAUGAUUUUGAGGACACAGCAGUGAACAACCAAGUCCAGGAGACUGAAGAUGGAAACAUUAUAUGGGAGGUGGAAGGUAUCCCUGAAGUUGACCCAGAUGCCGAGUUCUUCCCCACAGCACAUAAAGCAACUCGCAUCAAAUUCUCACAUGAUCCUAUUAAGGUGACCACCACCCAUUCUCCAGAUGAAUAUGAUAGGCGUAAUGAGGACAUUGACCCUGUGGCUGCCUCAGCAGAAUAUGAACUGGAGAAACGUAUUGAACGUAUGGAUGUCUUCCCCGUUGACCUCAGGAAAGGUGGCGAAGGCCUUGGUCUCAGUAUCAUAGGGAUGGGUGUUGGAGCAGAAGCCGGAUUGGAGAAACUUGGUAUUUUCAUCAAGACACUCACACCAGGUGGCGCUGCUGAAAGGGAUGGAAGGAUCCAGGUGAAUGACCAGAUAAUAGAGGUUGAUGGGAAGAGCCUGGUGGGUGUGACACAAGCCUACGCAGCAUCUGUACUUCGUAACACAAGCGGCACAGUCAAGUUCAUGAUUGGUCGAGACAAGAACCCGGAACAGAGUGAAGUGGCGAGACUCAUUAGCCAAUCACUGGCCCAGGAUAAACAGAGAGAGACUGUGAAACAACAGAGACAGGAGCAGCUGCGAAAACUACAGGAGCAGGCUGAGCGGGAAAAGGAUGAGUUGGCCGAGUUGUCCAGGAAAAACCAAGAAGCUGUUCGCUUACAAGAAGUACAGGAGGCUGCUAUGGCCCAGAAUCCUGGGGGUCCCUCUACAGAGGAGAUGAUUCUCCUUGAGAACUCGGAAGCGCAGAAACGCCACUAUGAGAAACGUUGCGAGGAAAUGGCUAAGAGGCUCCGGGAAACUGACGAAAAACUAACUCAGGCACAGAAAGAAAUAGCUGGAUAUCAGGAUCUGCUGGAGGGCUCUCAGGGAGAAUACAUUGAGCUAGAACGCAAACUGAAGUCAGACUAUGGCACUGUGGAGAGGAAGUACACAAAAGCAAAGAAAAUAAUCAAAGAAUACCAGAAACGGGAGAAAGAACUGAGUGAAGCAACUUUACAGCAAACAGAGACAGGUCAACAGUAUGAGACAGUUGUUGACUCCUUGAAAGAUAGGAUCCAACAGCUGGAGAAGGACUUAGCAGAGGCACAGAGGGCAGCUGGCCUGCCUAUCCUCAUCCCCACAGACCAAACCCCCAAGACACUGCCCCACAUCAAACCUAUCGCUCCAAUUGCCUUGGCAUCAUCACUACCUCCAGCAGACAUAUCAGAUGUCUCCUCAGAUGAUGAGGAUGUCUCCACACCAGAGAAUCCACGUUGUAUACUGAAGACCAGUUCAAACUUCGUAAAGCAGCCUCAGAAAAAGCGGAAAAAGAUCGAAGCACCCAAGAAAUCUGUCUCAAAACCCUUGGGUAAAAUUCACGACCCUGUACCAAAACCUGGGUUUAAGGAUAAGGCUGCUAAAAAAGGUCUUAGUAUUAAAGUCGAUGAUGAAUCUUCAAAGACUACUAGUGGUAGACCCCUCACUAAACUAGAGGAACUCAAACGUGAAAUUGGAUUAGAAAAUCCACCAAGCACUCCACCAUCUGCAAAAGAGACCAAGGACACUAUGUCUGCAAUAAGAGCAGCUUUCAAAGAAAUUGAAGAACUUGAAAAGGGUGACAGAAGCAAAGGAAAAAGAACAAGUAAUGUCUUGGAUAAGUUUGGAGGUGAACCAGAGGUUAAGAAAGAGAAGAAGAAAUUGAAUUUUGAAGACUUGUGUAAACAAUUUCCACUUGAUCAAUCCAGGAGAAGCGUAAGUCCUGAGCCAAAAUUUAUAUCAGAUGAGAGAAAAGCCUGGAUGAAAAACAAGACACCUAUCAAAGAUAAAAACCUUGAUAAAUCUAUAUCUUGUGAAAAUAUUAAAGAUGUAGUGACUAAAAUGGAUAAUAAGAAACCGAAUGAACCCGCAGGGAAAAAACCUGCAUGGAUAGAAGACAAAACACAAACCAAAGCUUUAUCUUCUGAAAAUAUUAAAGAAGCUGUAAAUAAAACAGACAAUGUAAAACCAGAUACCUCGCCAGAGAGGAAGGCAGAUACUCCUCCAAGAAAACAGAAAGCUUAUGGCAGAACCUCCAGCCUUAUUGACACAUCAACUGCAAAGAAAGGAUUUGGUAGAUCAACAAGUCUGAUAGAAAAUAGUGAAAAUGACCUGUAUGAUCCUGAGUCCCCUUCCAGGAAGAAAAGAAAUAGUUUAUUUGAUUCUGUAUUUGGUAGAUUCCAAAAAGAUAAGUCAGUCGAGAAAGACAGCAUUAAAACUCCUUUGAAAGAUAGACAAUCUCUUAAAGAUGAAUCCCAAGAAUUGAUAGAUAAAAAAUCUCAGAAGGAGCAACCAAAAGCAGAUGAAUUAACUGAAAAUAAAGUUUCCAAAGUAGCUGAACCAAAAUCUCCAAAGUCACCAACAAGUGCAAAACUUGGGUGGCUGACUGACAGAUUUAAACCUAAAAAUGAAGUUGCUCCUGCCCCUUUGGUAGAUAAAUAUAAGGAUCCCAAAUCAGAGAAAGAUGUUAGCAAAUCUCCAGAAAUGGUGAAGAAAAAUAUGGACUGGACUGGGAAGAACAAUAAAAAAACAGAAGAACCCAUUGAAGUUUCAGAUGUAUCAAAGAAGAACAUAGAAGGACCACCAACUAAAAAGCUUGGAAAUAUAACUGAUAAAUUUGAUAAACAAUCAACUGACAAUGAGCAAAACAUAAAGAAAUCAGAUACAGAUAAAAGAAUGGAUUUAAAAGAAGUUACUGGUACAAAAGACGUUAGUAAACCACCACCUAAAAAACUUAGUGGUUUAAUGGACAGGUUUCAGUCAGAUGAGAAAAAGAUUAAAGAUUCAGUAAAAGACAAAAAGAGAUCUUGGGGAAGUAAAUCUGAGCAAAGUGAAAAGAAACAACCAGAAGCUCCAAUGACCAGUAUUGACAAAACUAAACAAGUAAAAGUAGAUGACAAAAAGCAACCUGAUAAAGAUGGUAUCAUUGAGGUUGUGGACAAAAGGCCAGCUUGGAUGAGAAAUCUUGACAGAAGGGAGCCUAAGCAACUUCCAUAUGCAAGUCCAGCCCCUAAGAGAAAAGCAGAAUCUAUGACUGCUAUGAAAUCAAAAGAAGAUGAAGUGAUGAAGGAGAAAGAUAAACAAUUGGGAGAAAGCAUUGAGAAUUUAUCAAAAGAAUUGGAAGAUAUAAAGAAAGAGAAACCAAAAUUAGGAGGACUUAUGAAUCGAUUUGAAAUUGAUACUUCAAAAUCCAAAAGUGAAAAACUGAAUAAGAAAGCAGAACCAAAUAAAAAGUUUGGAGGAAUUGCUGAAAAGUUUAACAAAUCUCAGCCCAAAGAUGAUUUGAGGGUGUCAGCUGAAUCCCUUGAUAAGAUCAAGGAUAAAGUCAUUCCAAAGAAAGAAGAUGAUGCUAAGAAGUUAGGAGAAAUCAGCUCUAAGUUUGACAAAUCAGUAGGAAAAAAUGAAAGUAAAGAAGAGCUUAAACCAAAGAAAUUUGGAGGAUUAGCUAGCAGGUUUGAAAGUCCAGCCACUGACAAAACAGACAAUGUGAAAACAAGUAAAAAGAAAGAUGACUUUAUACAAAAGAAGUUUGGAGGUUUGGCUAGUAAGUUUGAAACUCCAGCCCCUGAAAAAAUAGACAAUAUAAAAGCAGAAAGUGACA
Owenia fusiformis is the source of this 6363-nucleotide messenger RNA. The record is from the annotation of a GenBank genome assembly. Lineage: Eukaryota; Metazoa; Annelida; Polychaeta; Sabellida; Oweniidae.